Molecule: messenger RNA, 3718 nt
Organism: Ooceraea biroi (clonal raider ant)
Lineage: Eukaryota; Metazoa; Arthropoda; Insecta; Hymenoptera; Formicidae
Gene: FLASH
Product: FLICE-associated huge protein
Source: RefSeq, a predicted model, not a curated record
CUUUGCAACUUUGACGACGGUAUGGAAAGAUAUCGUGAUCAAGGCAACACAAUAAAUUGAUAAUUACAAAAGAUGGAUAAUGAUAUCGAUAUUUAUGCAGAUUUACCGAGUAUCAAUUUGAAUACCGAACAAAAUGAUCAACUUUGUAAUUGCAAGGAAUCAGAAAAGAAACUUAGUUCACUGACGAACGAGCUUGAAAAUCUUCAGAAAAUCAAGAAUACCUUGGAGAACAAUUUGUCUUCUUUACUAAAAACUGCGAAGGCUGAAAUUGCACGAAAGGACAGAAUGAUAGACAGUCUCAAAAAGAGAUUAGAUGAUAUAAGCUUCAGAAGGAAUAGGAAAUAUGAAUCUCAGGGUUUCUCGACCUACACAACGUCAGAUCAGCAAUAUGAUGUAAUGAAACAAUAUGAGAAUGUUUCCACAAUGCAAGAGAUUGAAUCUCGGUUGUAUCAAACUGAAUUUUGUCAAGAUGAAAGCGAAAGUAAAAAGAUACAGAGUGAUACUGACCAAACACCCACCAUAUUUGGAGAGAGAAUGCAUAAAAGAAUUCUAGAAACUGAAGAGGAAAAGCAGAAAGUGUUGAGGUUUAAUGGAGGAAAGGAGACUGCUGAAGAAAGCAAUAAGGAAAAUGGGUCUCGAUUCAGCGUAAACAAUAACCGUAACGAAUCUUCCAUUACACGAAAUUCUGGCACAGAACCUCCAUACACGAAGAACUCCGAGAAACGGGCUAUUGAGGAAGAUAGCGCACGUGGAAAUAAGCGUUUAAAACUCGAAGAUAACAAGGAUGAGACCGCGAGUGAAGCACUUUAUCAAAAUCACGUUACGCAGUACGAUCUAAAAGAUAAUCUCGCACAGUACGAAGUAAAAGACAAUUUCGUGAAAUCCAAUGAUCGGCUGGACGUUGCACAUUCUUUUAAAAAGGAACAUGCUCCGUUCAAUGUGAUGCAUAGAACCGCAUCAGAAGACACAAAACAAAGUCGAAGCAGCAACGAAUGGAAAAGAGAGGAGAGAAGCGAUUAUUCGAGAAAAGAUUACGAUGGUUCUCGUAGCAGAAAGGGGUCUAUCGAUAACUGGAGGAGUUAUAGAAAUACUUUGACGUCAAAUCAUGUCUCGGAGGGGUUUAACGAUGAAUACAAGAAUGGUUAUAGGUAUAGUCUGCCGAGGACACAUUCUAAGAGCCCGUCGAGGAGAUAUUCUAAAAGUCCGUCAAGGAAGCAUUCUAAAAGUCCGUCAAGGAGAUAUUCUAAAAGUCCGUCAAGGAAGCAUUCUAAAAGUCCGUCAAGGAGAUAUUCUAAAAGUCCGUCAAGGAAGUACUCUAAAGGCAGGAGCGAUCACGAGAGUUCGAGUAGCCAUCGUUUGCGAGAAAGAUCAAAUAGAACGUACAGAGAUAGAAAAUAUGACGCUUACGAAUAUAAUGAUCGAUACAGAAACGGCAGAUUAAAGAAAGACUAUGAUAGUAAAGAAUACGAUAACAAUAAAUCAAGAUAUGGUAAUAGGGAACAUGGGGAUUUGCGAGACAGAUACAAGCACUCGUUGAGCGACGUUGAGGAUAAUUUCUAUAAAAAUAAAAAAUACAAGAAUCGAAGAAUAAAAGAAUCGACGCCAAAUGUUUCCGACAACAAAAAGCCAUGCGAGAAUGACAAAACUGUGGCAGCAAUUGAUACUCGAGCGUCGUUUAGCCGAAAUGCCGAUGUGGAUCAAAAUAUUGAACACAAGACGGAAAACGAACCAAACGUUAAAAUCGCGAAUUCGUCAGAAAAUACCGUGACACGUGCUGAAAUGGACUUGAAUAAUUUAGAGGAAGGUCAACUUUUGGAUAGUCCCGAGAAGAAAACUAAUUCUGCAAGUAUUCUCAGGAACAAUAAAAUAGCAAAUAACAAUGCGAGCUGUCGAACUAUCGAAAAUAAAAUCAAAGACGAUUCUGCAAGCGCGUUUGUAGAUGACAAAACAAAUACCAUAAUUAGUACGAAACAGAAAGUAGAUGUUAAAGUAAACAAAGCUGGAGGAACGCGUUGUCUUCCGCAAGCAAAUCCGGAAGACAACAGAAAAGUAAUGCAGACAAAAUCUUCCAGCGCAAGUGAUGCAAUGAGUGAUGAGAAGAAUAAUUCUAACAAUGAUGAUGAUGUAUGCAGACUUCGUUCCAAUAAAGUUUCAACGGAUGAUAUUCGUGAUGCUGCAACGAUUCAACAGAUGCGUGAUAAUAACGACGACAGCUGUAAAACUCAUGGUGAUAAAAAAUUAAAGAGUUCUACCGAAAGUCCUACCAAAAUCAAGGACACGGAUAAUUCUAGCAGGGAAGAAGAUAAUAAAGUUGAAAACUUGAGUAAAUCCGAUAUCGAAUCGAUCGAGAGCACUCUCAAGAAAAAGGAAAUAAACGAUCUUGAUACUGAAAGUGCUAUUAAAUCUGCAGAGUUAAAUCACAUUAAUGAUGAUAAUAAUCGGAAUACAGAAAAUGAGAAGUUGGAAAAUUCCCCUGUUGCUGAACUGACUACAAAAGUCGAGAUUGAGAUUAAUUGCGAUACUAAGAAUAAGGACGAAACUGAAAUACAAAACAAGAAUGAAAUUUGUAACGCAGUGUCCGACAAAAGCGAUAUCGAAAUGAGCCGUCUGUGCCUCAGCGAUCAUAAUUAUGUUCGAAAUGUUCCCGCUGUAGAGCCUGCUACGGAUUCGGAUGCUGUCCAAGAGCCGUCCGUGAUGUCGGACUGCAAAACUGCUGGAAAAACGAUAACGCUAAGGAAAACGAAAACUAAAGAAGUGGUGGACGUUCAAUCGAUCAGUACCAGCAAGACGACAUCACCUAUAGUAAAGAGCAAGAAGAAUCAGCAGGCGCAAGGGAUAAUAAUCUCGCGUCGUCGAAGAGCUGUAACACUGAGCGACAGCAAGGCAUCUAUGACUGUUCUGAUGAAUAGAAACGUAGCGAAAACGCCCGCUGUCAAUCCUAGUAAUUAUAAUGAUUACGAUGAUCCUGCAUCGAAGCCGCGAUUGCGACCUGCAAGUUCACGUAGUUCCUCAAAGACCAUUUGUAAAUAAUUAGUAUAUAAUUUAUAUACGCUUGUACACUUAGGUGAAAUGAAUCGUUAAAUAAUAUUGGUGUUGAUUGGUCAGUUACCGACUAACAAGGUAGCGCUCGACCAAUGCUUUAGAAAGUCUCAACGAUAUUUUUUAUCUAGUGCUGUUUAAGCACCGGCGUCUAGUUAACUGCUCUAACAUAGCGCUAAUACGGUUCAACCACGUGUUUCGCGCAACACGUGUGCAUGUGAUAUAAUGCAUACACGUUUCAUCAAAUCGAGAACGUAGCUGCGAUUUCUUUUUAACUGCUGUAUCCGGCGAACUCGGGACAAUCAUCAGAGUCAUACAUUCAUUCACAAAAUCAUUGAACACUUGUUAAAUAAAGCUACUAUUUAUUAACUCUUUGUAAAAAGAUAUUUUCAAUAGAUCAUCAAAGCGAUCUAUAGCGUUGGACAAUACUAAAUACAAAUCGCCGACGUUGCCAGCAUGCUGUGUCGAUAAUGUCCAAUCUAUAUGCUCAAAACUCGUUAUGUUUCAAUAUAUUUUCAUUUAUAAAAUUAUUCAAUAUUUAAAUACGAAAAAAAUAUAUAAUUAAAAACAUUUAAUAUGUUAUUCGAUAACUGGCACAUCGACAUCGAUAAACCGACAUUAUCUAACGAUUCAUUUCACCCAAGUGUAUCUACAUGUAUAUGUUAAUAAAAUAUAUGUA